AUGGCCGCCCAAGUCGCAGACGGCGCCUCGGCCGCCACUGCACCCGGCCACGGCGACCUCCAAGCCCUCAUCCUCAAGAACGCCCGCAAGACCAAGGCGCUCUACGCCGACACUGCCGCCGGCAAGCGCAUCAGGCUCGACCCCACAAACGACCCGGACAUCGACAAGAGCGCGCUCUCGAUCCGCUUCCACGCCGAGUACAGCGACGUCCAGACCCUGCCCGAGCCGCUCGCGUCCAAGCAGGCCGCCGCAGCCGGCGCGCGCAAGAAGGCAGGCAAGAAGCCCGCGGCGGGGGGAGCGGCAGCGGCAGCGGCGGACGCGAGCACCGACGGCGAGGACAAGGCGCGCAAGAUGAUCGAGGGCAUCCAGGAGAGCAGACCGGCGAGACAACCGGGCCAGGGAGGAGGCGGCCCGCAGACGGGCGCGCUCAUGCUGAGCAAGCGGGCCCCCGGCCAGGCAGGCGGCGGCGGCGCCAAGGGCCAGCCGGGCCAGCAGCUCGUGCGCGCGCAGGACGUGCACGUGCAGCCGCGGCCGGACUGGCACCCGCCGUGGAAGCUGAUGCGCGUCAUCUCGGGCCACCUGGGCUGGGUGCGCGCGCUGGCCGUCGAGCCCGACAACAAGUGGUUCGCCUCGGGCGCCGGCGACCGCACCAUCAAGAUCUGGGACAUGGUCUCGGGCCAGCUGCGCCUCACGCUGACGGGCCACAUCUCGACGGUCCGCGGGCUCGCAGUCUCCCCGCGCCACCCGUACCUCUUCUCCUGCGGCGAGGACAAGAUGGUCAAGUGCUGGGACCUCGAGACCAACAAGGUCAUCCGGCACUACCACGGCCACCUGAGCGGCGUCUACACCCUGGCCCUGCACCCGACGCUCGACGUGCUCGUGACGGGCGGCCGCGACGGCGUCGCCCGCGUCUGGGACAUGCGCACGCGCAGCAACAUCCACGUGCUCGCGGGCCACACCCAGACCGUCUCGGACCUCAUCUGCCAGGAGGCCGACCCGCAGGUCAUCACGGGCUCGCUCGACAGCACCGUGCGCAUGUGGGACCUGGCCGCCGGCAAGACCAUGGGCGUCCUGACGCACCACAAGAAGGGCGUGCGCGCCCUGGCCGCCCACCCGACCGAGUUCACCUUUGCCAGCGGCAGCACGGGCAGCAUCAAGCAGUGGAAGUGCCCCGAGGGCGCCUUCAUGCAGAACUUUGAGGGCCAGAACGCCAUCAUCAACUCGCUGUCCGUCAACGCCGACAACGUGCUCUUCUCGGGCGGCGACAACGGCUCCAUGAGCUUCUGGGACUGGAAGACGGGCUACCGCUUCCAGGCCCUCGACACCACGGCCCAGCCGGGCUCCCUCGACGCCGAGAGCGGCGUCAUGAGCUCCACCUUUGACAGGAGCGGCCUGAGGCUGAUUGUGGGCGAGGCGGACAAGACGAUCAAGAUCUGGAGGCCGGACGACCAGGCGACGCCGCAGACGCAUCCCGUCGACUGGAAGCCGGCCAUCGGGCGGAGGAAGUAUUGA
Molecule: messenger RNA, 1512 nt
Organism: Thyridium curvatum
Lineage: Eukaryota; Fungi; Ascomycota; Sordariomycetes; Thyridiales; Thyridiaceae
Exons: 1
Coding region: 1-1512 (503 amino acids)
Biological process (GO): mRNA splicing, via spliceosome
Cellular component (GO): Prp19 complex; catalytic step 2 spliceosome; precatalytic spliceosome
Molecular function (GO): protein binding
Source: RefSeq, a predicted model, not a curated record